This is a messenger RNA of Rosa chinensis, 1103 nucleotides long. RefSeq names its product agamous-like MADS-box protein TM6. NCBI's taxonomy places the organism in Eukaryota, Viridiplantae, Streptophyta, Magnoliopsida, Rosales, Rosaceae. Bases 117 to 902 code for a protein of 261 amino acids. The record is from RefSeq and is a predicted model, not a curated record. The transcript is spliced from 7 exons. Gene Ontology annotation, molecular function: RNA polymerase II cis-regulatory region sequence-specific DNA binding; protein dimerization activity; DNA-binding transcription factor activity, RNA polymerase II-specific. Gene Ontology annotation, biological process: positive regulation of transcription by RNA polymerase II. Gene Ontology annotation, cellular component: nucleus.
CUCCACCUCCACAAUCUCAUCUUUAAGACGUUAUCUCCUUUCCCAUUGUACUCAACAACAACCCAGAACAAAGCAGAAGAAGUUGAAGAAGGAGGAGGAGGAGCAAAAUUACCGAAAUGGGUCGUGGGAAGAUUGAGAUCAAGCUGAUCGAGAACCAGACGAACAGGCAGGUGACCUAUUCGAAGCGACGAAAUGGGAUCUUCAAGAAGGCUCAGGAGCUCACGGUUCUGUGUGACGCUCAGGUCUCCCUCAUCAUGCAGUCCUCCACUGACAAAAUCCACGAGUAUAUUAGCCCAACCACUACGACCAAGAAGAUGUUUGAUCUCUACCAGAAGAAUUUACAGAUCGAUCUAUGGAACUCACACUACGAGGCAAUGAAAGAGAACUUGUGGAAACUGAAAGAGGUUAACAAUAAGCUGAGGAGGGACAUCAGGCAAAGGCUGGGGCAUGAUCUUAAUGGUCUGAGCUAUGCUGAGCUGCAAGAUCUGGAGGAAACGAUGAAUCAAUCCGUGCAAAUCAUACGUGAUAGAAAGUACCACGUGCUCAAGACUCAAGCAGAGACUACCAGGAAAAAGGUGAAGAACUUGGAGGAGAGAAACAGUAAUUUAAUGCAUGGCUAUGGAGCUCCAGGUAAUGAGGAUCCCCAAUAUGGGUAUGUGGAUAAUGAAGGGGACUAUGAAUCUGCUGUUGCAUUGGCCAAUGGAGCAUCAAACUUGUAUUUUUUCAAUCGCGUCCACAACAACCACAACCUUGACCAUGGACAUGGUGGCGGUUCACUGGUCUCCUCCAUUACUCAUCUCCAGAACCCUAAUAACCACGGCAACCACAACCUUGAGAAUGGACAUGGUGGGGGUUCACUCAUUUCCUCCAUCACUCAUCUCCAUGAUCUCCGUCUUGCUUAAUUGGUUGAGCUACAGUGAUCGUACCGAAACUAAGCACUAAAUUAAGGUUACUGAUGAUAUCGGUCCUUCAGUACUAUAAACCCUGAUGAAAUACUGUAAGAUAUAUUCCUAGCGACGCUAUUUAUGUUAAGGAAAAGCUAGACUGAGAGAUGCGCUAGCUUUUAUGUAUGUCUUGUAGAAGUAUGGCAUGAGCAAAAAUCA